This is a messenger RNA of Suricata suricatta (meerkat), 4595 nucleotides long. RefSeq names its product protocadherin 10 (gene PCDH10). Bases 863 to 3985 code for a protein of 1040 amino acids. The transcript has 5 exons. The record is from RefSeq and is a predicted model, not a curated record. Gene Ontology annotation, biological process: homophilic cell-cell adhesion. Gene Ontology annotation, molecular function: calcium ion binding. Gene Ontology annotation, cellular component: plasma membrane. Lineage: Eukaryota; Metazoa; Chordata; Mammalia; Carnivora; Herpestidae.
GAUCGCAGGCUCUAGGGCUGAAGCAGGAGGAGGGAAAGACUGGAAGGAAGAGAGACAGGUUAGAGGGAAAAAGGCUUGGAAAGAAAACAGCAGGAAAGAAGCUGCUCAUCACACUUCUAGAGAGGCAAAUGAUGGUGGAGAUCAGGACAGAGAAAGACAAAACUAUGAAAGCCAAAAAAUACAAAUAAAGCGAAAGAGGAGAAAAUGCCAAGAAGAACAUCCAUCCGGAGAAAUGAAGAGAAUGAAAGUUUUAUGCUGCAGAGCCGUUCUAUGUUUUUCCGGCACAAAAUUCUCUUGCUGUUUUUAAGCCCUUUUGCGUUUGCCAGCCGUUGACAUUGAGGCAUGUUCAGCGGUGCCAGCAACGUCUCCUCUUCCUUCUCCUCUUCCUCAUCUUCCUCCUCAUCCUCCUCCACCAUCACCACCACCACCACCGCCUCCUCCUCCUCCCCCUCCUUCUUUUCCUCCUCCUCCUCCUCCCAUCAGCAAGAAGACAAACCGAGGACAGUCUUGAAAUAUCGAAAUUUCCUCCUUGGGAUUUGCCAGCGCCGCGUUGCGCCAAGACUGUCGGAAUAAAAGGACGCUGACUAUUGUAUUAUUUUAUUAAUUGGUCAGUGGGAAGAUUACAGAUGAGGAAAGGGGACGCCUGUCACCCUUCCUGCGCUAAGAUUGAAAAAUGAGGCUGAUUUCGGGGAAGCCCUAAAAUGAAGCAAAAGGAAUAAGAUUUUUAAGGACAGAAAGCCACAGGAGCCCCCACAUAGCACACUUUUAUUUGUAUUUUUUAAGAUUUUUUUUUUUCGUGGUGGUGGGGGAGGUGAUUGGGUGGCUGACUGGCUGCGGGAAGCUGCUUCCUUUCUCUUUGGAGAUGAUUGUGCUAUUAUUCUUUGCCUUGCUCUGGAUGGUGGAAGGAGUCUUUUCCCAGCUUCACUACACAGUGCAGGAGGAGCAGGAACAUGGCACUUUCGUGGGGAAUAUCGCUGAAGAUCUGGGCUUGGACAUUACAAAACUUUCAGCUCGCAGGUUUCAAACGGUGCCCAACUCGCGGACCCCUUACUUGGACCUCAACCUGGAGACCGGGGUGCUGUACGUGAACGAGAAGAUCGACCGCGAGCAAAUCUGCAAGCAGAGCCCCUCCUGCGUCCUGCACCUGGAGGUCUUCCUGGAGAAUCCCCUCGAGCUGUUCCGGGUGGAGAUCGAAGUGCUGGACAUCAAUGACAACCCCCCCUCCUUCCCGGAGCCGGACCUGACCGUGGAGAUCUCUGAGAGCGCCACGCCGGGCACCCGCUUCCCGCUGGAGAGCGCAUUCGACCCAGACGUGGGCACCAACUCCUUGCGCGACUACGAGAUCACCCCCAACAGCUACUUCUCCCUGGACGUGCAGACCCAGGGGGAUGGCAACCGAUUCGCCGAGCUGGUGCUGGAGAAGCCGCUGGACCGAGAGCAGCAAGCGGUGCACCGCUACGUGCUGACCGCGGUGGACGGGGGAGGAGGGGGAGGAGGAGGAGAAGGAGGGGGAGGCGGCGGGGGAGGGGGCCUGCCCCCCCAACAGCAGCGCACCGGCACUGCCCUACUCACCAUCCGAGUGUUGGACUCCAACGACAAUGUCCCCGCCUUCGACCAACCCGUCUACACUGUGUCUCUACCAGAGAACUCGCCGCCCGGCACGCUCGUAAUCCAGCUCAACGCCACAGACCCAGAUGAGGGCCAGAAUGGCGAAGUCGUGUAUUCUUUCAGCAGCCACAUUUCGCCCCGGGCGCGGGAGCUCUUUGGACUGUCCCCGCGUACUGGCCGGCUGGAGGUGAGCGGAGAGCUAGACUAUGAAGAGAGCCCGGUGUACCAAGUGUACGUACAAGCCAAGGACCUGGGCCCCAACGCGGUGCCCGCGCACUGCAAGGUGCUAGUGCGGGUCCUGGAUGCUAACGACAACGCGCCGGAGAUCAGCUUCAGCACCGUGAAGGAGGCGGUGAGCGAGGGCGCGGCGCCCGGGACCGUGGUGGCCCUGUUCAGCGUGACCGACCGCGACUCCGAGGAGAACGGGCAAGUGCAGUGCGAGCUGUUGGGGGAUGUGCCGUUCCGCCUCAAGUCUUCCUUCAAGAACUACUAUACUAUCGUGACCGAAGCCCCCCUGGACCGAGAGGCUGGAGACUCCUACACUCUGACCGUUGUGGCUCGGGACCGGGGCGAGCCUGCGCUCUCCACCAGUAAGUCGAUCCAGGUCCAAGUGUCAGACGUGAACGACAACGCACCGCGGUUUAGCCAGCCGGUCUACGACGUGUAUGUGACCGAAAACAACGUGCCCGGCGCCUAUAUCUACGCGGUAAGCGCCACAGACCGCGAUGAGGGCGCCAACGCCCAGCUAGCCUACUCUAUCCUCGAGUGCCAGAUCCAGGGCAUGAGCGUCUUCACUUACGUGUCCAUCAACUCUGAGAACGGCUACUUGUACGCCCUGCGCUCCUUCGACUACGAGCAGCUCAAGGACUUCAGCUUCCAGGUGGAAGCUCGGGACGCCGGCAGCCCCCAGGCUCUCGCCGGUAACGCCACCGUCAACAUCCUCAUCGUGGAUCAGAACGACAACGCCCCCGCCAUCGUGGCGCCCCUGCCUGGGCGCAACGGGACUCCAGCGCGGGAGGUGCUGCCCCGGUCGGCGGAGCCGGGUUACCUGCUGACCCGCGUGGCCGCAGUGGACGCAGACGACGGCGAGAACGCGCGGCUCACCUACAGCAUUGUGCGGGGCAACGAAAUGAACCUCUUCCGCAUGGACUGGCGCACCGGGGAACUCCGCACCGCGCGCCGGGUGCCGGCCAAGCGCGACCCCCAGCGGCCUUACGAGCUGGUGAUCGAGGUGCGCGACCACGGGCAGCCGCCCCUGUCCUCCACUGCCACACUGGUGGUGCAGCUGGUGGACGGAGCAGUCGAGCCCCAGGGAGGGGGCGGGGGCGGAAGCGGGGGGUCAGGGGAGCAUCAGCGCCCCAGCCGCUCCGGCGGCGGGGAGACCUCGCUGGACCUCACUCUCAUCCUCAUCAUUGCGCUGGGCUCAGUGUCCUUUAUAUUCCUGCUAGCCAUGAUCGUGCUUGCCGUGCGUUGCCAAAAAGAGAAGAAGCUGAACAUCUACACCUGUCUGGCCAGUGACUGCUGCCUCUGCUGCUGCUGCUGUGGCAGUGGGGGCCCGACCUGCUGCGGCCGCCAAGCCCGAGCGCGCAAGAAAAAACUCAGCAAGUCAGAUAUCAUGCUGGUGCAAAGCUCCAACGUACCUAGUAACCCGGCCCAGGUGCCCGUGGAGGAGUCCGGGGGCUUUGGCUCCCACCACCACAACCAGAAUUACUGCUACCAGGUCUGCCUGACCCCUGAGUCCGCCAAGACCGACCUGAUGUUCCUUAAGCCCUGCAGCCCUUCGCGGAGUACGGACACUGAGCACAACCCCUGUGGGGCCAUCGUCACUGGCUACACAGACCAGCAGCCCGACAUCAUCUCCAACGGAAGCAUUUUGUCCAACGAGACUAAACACCAGCGAGCAGAGCUCAGCUAUCUAGUUGACAGACCUCGCCGAGUUAACAGUUCUGCAUUCCAGGAAGCCGACAUAGUAAGCUCUAAGGACAGUGGUCAUGGUGACAGUGAGCAAGGGGAUAGUGAUCACGAUGCCACCAACCGCGGCCAGUCAGCUGGUAUGGAUCUCUUCUCCAACUGUACUGAGGAAUGUAAAGCGCUGGGCCACUCAGAUCGGUGCUGGAUGCCUUCUUUUGUCCCCGCGGAUGGACGCCAGGCUGCGGAUUAUCGCAGCAAUCUGCAUGUUCCUGGCAUGGACUCUGUUCCCGACACCGAGGUGUUUGAGACUCCAGAAGCCCAGCCGGGGGCCGAGAGGUCUUUCUCCACCUUUGGCAAAGAGAAGGCCCUGCACAGCACCCUGGAGAGGAAGGAGCUGGAUGGACUUCUGUCUAAUACACGAGCGCCUUACAAACCACCAUAUUUGACACGGAAAAGGAUAUGCUAGUCAAUUCUACAGGAUUUACCUGAAGCAGCAUGAUUUGCACAAAGUCGACCAACAAAAGCAUCAACUUUUCAACUUCAUUAUCUUGGCCAUCAGUUAGUUGUGUGUACCCGAGUACUAGAUUGCCGUCGGAGUCGUCGUGGCCAGUUAUAGGACCUAAUUGCUCUCAGCAGGCCUGAGCAAUGAGUUGAAAUGUGCAGAACUGUAGAAACUUCAGAGGCAACUGCUCUUGCCUCUCCGAUCAGUGUGUGCCUGUUUACAGCGCUAUAUAUCUUUCUCUCUCCAAAUGUCACUGAGCCCUUUACAUGUUUAUAUUCACCACGAGAAGCCAGUCAUAAAGAUAAAGGAAAUUUGUGCAUUAUAAAUGCAAUAUCACUGUUUUAAACUUGACUGUUUUAUAUUCUUUUUGUGUGAUCAAGUGUUCCCCAAACUAUUCCAACUUUACAAGAGAGAUUGUGAUUAUGUUCUUUUCACCUGUGGGUUAUAAAAAAUGUUGUAUUCUGAAGACCCACAAAAUAUCAAAGACAUUCUGUAGUUUAUACACCGUGUUGCAAAGUGUUUACUGUACUAUUUCAAAGCUUCUAAAUAAAUAUAAAAUAUAUAUAUUAUAUUA